Molecule: messenger RNA, 1814 nt
Organism: Dichomitus squalens LYAD-421 SS1
Lineage: Eukaryota; Fungi; Basidiomycota; Agaricomycetes; Polyporales; Polyporaceae
Product: HAD-like protein
Exons: 4
Coding region: 1-1584 (527 amino acids)
Source: RefSeq, a predicted model, not a curated record
AUGGCCUCAAUCCACCGUCGAUACACUACUCUCAUCCUCGACCUCGGCGACGUACUCUUUCGUUGGUCUCCAAAGACUGAGACCGCCAUUCCACCUCAACAACUCAAGGAUAUCCUCUCCUCUGUCACCUGGUUUGAGUACGAACGCGGCAGACUAUCCCAGGAAGCAUGCUACGAGCGCUGCGCCGAGGAGUUCAAGAUAGAGGCCUCGGUCAUUGCAGAAGCCUUUAAGCAGGCUCGCGGGUCACUGCGGCCCAACGAGGAGUUCAUCGCCUUGAUCCGUGACCUCCGCCGUGAGAUGCACGGUGACCUUACCGUUCUUGCCCUCUCCAACAUCUCCCUCCCCGACUACGAAUACAUCAUGUCGCUAAGCUCAGAUUGGACGACCGUCUUCGAUCGCGUAUUCCCCUCUGCACUCGUUGGCGAGCGCAAGCCUCAUCUGGGAUGCUAUCGCAAGGUCAUCUCGGAGAUGAACCUAGAACCUCAGACGACUGUGUUCGUGGAUGACAAGCUUGACAACGUCGCGUCUGCUCGCUCACUUGGUAUGCACGGCAUCGUGUUUGACAACCAAGCCAACGUCUUCCGCCAACUCCGCAAUAUCUUCGGAGACCCCAUCCGCCGUGGCCAAGAGUAUCUCCGUGGGCAUGCUGGCAAACUCGAGUCUUCGACCGACAACGGGUUGAUCUUCGAGGAGAACUUCACACAGCUGAUCAUCUACGAGUUGACGCAAGACAGGACUCUCAUCUCGCUUUCAGAAUGUCCUCGUACUUGGAAUUUCUUCCGAGGCGAACCGCUAUUCUCGGAGACCUUCCCGGAUGAUGUCGACACAACAUCUGUGGCGUUGACGGUAUUGCAACCGGACAGAGCACUGGUCAACUCCGUUCUAGACGAGAUGCUGGAGUAUGUCGACGCCGAUGGCAUCAUGCAGACAUACUUCGAUCGUUCACGACCACGCAUGGACCCCUUCGUCUGCGUGAACGUACUCUCCCUGUUCUACGAGAACGGUCGUGGUCACGAGCUCCCUCGCACAUUGGACUGGGUCUACGAGGUGCUCCUCCAUCGCGCGUACCACGGCGGUUCGCGUUAUUACCUGUCGCCCGACUGCUUUCUAUUCUUCAUGAGCCGCCUACUCAAGCGCGCAGACGAUCCAGCAGUCCAGGCUCGGCUCCGCCCGCUCUUCGUCGAGCGGGUGAACGAGCGAGUAGGCGCCGCUGGCGACUCGAUGGACCUCGCCUUCCGCAUCCUCGCCGCAGCGUCUGUUGGCGUCCAGUGCCCCCGCGAUCUGGAAAGGUUGACUGCCGGGCAAUGCGACGACGGUGGAUGGGACCUCUGCUGGUUCUACGUGUUCGGCUCGACGGGCGUGAAGGCGGGCAACCGCGGCCUCACAACGGCCCUCGCUGUCACGGCCAUACAGACGGCCAUCGGACGCCCCCCUUCGCCCAGUCCCUCCGCGGCCUCCUCGUCUUUCAGACCUAGUUCCCCUUACAAAUUCCUAGGCAUUUCGCGCCCAGCUAGCCCCAUUCGCUUUGGCGACUUACUUCGCCCAUGGCGGAAGAUGAGCAGGUCGAACUUGAAGUCUCAAUGAGCCUAUAGUCAUCCCCCGUUCCUCACUCUCUCCUACUCCCGUCGUCGUUACACGUUGCUAUCCGUACUCUCUCAGAUACCGGACGGACCUCUGGAAUGGACUUGUAGAUAUGUAUGUGUUGCGUAGCCGACCAUUAGGGUUGUAUGACAAAUUCCCAUCUAUGGCUUGUCCUUGCUCUCGAUAACCAGUUACUAUACACCGUUGCCGAUAUAUAUCCCCCACCAUCCCUA